UAUAUAAUUUUUUUAAGAGAAAGUGAAAAAAGGUGAGGGACACAAACUCACGGGGCUGAAACUUGAUUUGUCGUUUAUAGAAUAUAUCACUUUUUAGAGUUUUGGUUUUUCCAUGCUAUACAUAGUGAGUGUAUUAUCACGAGCCUAGCUCCAAUUCCGAAUCACCGACUUCUCUGUCUCAUCACUCUCAAACUCAUUACAAUCCAAAAAGCUUAGCUCCCCCCACUUAUCUUCAUAUCAAAUUAUUUUAUUUAAAAAAACUCAAAAGGAUAAGGCAAAACCAGCUCAACCGUUGUUGCCGUUACUUACAUCCUAAAACUAUUAUUAUUAUCACUUCUUUCUGUUCUUACCAAAAAAAACAACAAGAAGAAGAAGAGGAUGCAGAACUCCAAGUUGUGGCCGCAGAAAGAUUUCGUCGGCGAGUUUAAUGACGCUGAACACUUUGACAAGUCUCUGAAGGAAUUGAGAGAUUUACGUUCUCAACUACACCAUGCGGCAGACUACUGUGAAUCCUCGUUCUUGAAUACCAAAGAGAAAAGAAUAGUUUUGGAGAACACAAAGGAAUACGUAUGCAGGGCUGUGGUUACGUUAGUUGAUCAUUUUGGAUGUGUCUCUGAAAAUAUAAAUGGCCUCAUUUCCAAAACCAAUGAAUUCUCAGAAGCUGAGAUUCGAAUCAACUCUCUCAAGCAGAGAUUUCUACUUUCUCAACAAUUUGUUCACAGCCUCGCUCUCUCCACUCUUCAAUUGCGAGAAAUUAUACCAAGACAUCAAUUGCGUUACUUAUCUUCACCAAAUGAAGAAGCUGUGAAAUCAGAUGAAGAUUUAAGAAAUUCAGUCUCCACAAAUGUCACUGAAAAAAGAAUGGUUGAAAGAGAGAAAAACACUCCCAUUUUCGCAUUUACACAUUCUCGAAAACCAUCUCUCUCUAACGGGAAAACCAACUCAGCUUUAUUGUUUCCUGUUCGUGAUGGCUUCUCCAUUCUUUCUAAAGUUCCAAAUCCUGCUUUUCAUUUCCAGGAGACAAGGAAGAAUUCGCGCAUUAUCAAAAGAUCUCUACAUGGAAGUGACAUCUGGUCACUCAUUCGCCGGGCCAAAAGAACUGCAUGAAAAUUUUAAGGAAUCAAAUCUACUUGUAUAGGUAGUUUCUGGUUGUGGUUUUCUAGCGGUUGAGAAUGAUUAUGCAUUUGUGGUUUGUGUGUAAAUAACCUUUAAGAUGGUAGGAAGUGUGUUUUGUAAAUUAUGAUUUGGAAAGAAACAUUUGCUGUAAUUCAGAUCCACAUUAUGGGAAUUGGAUUGCCAACUGAA
Molecule: messenger RNA, 1305 nt
Organism: Cannabis sativa
Lineage: Eukaryota; Viridiplantae; Streptophyta; Magnoliopsida; Rosales; Cannabaceae
Product: probable protein ABIL5
Exons: 7
Coding region: 379-1107 (242 amino acids)
Source: RefSeq, a predicted model, not a curated record